GAGUGGCCACAGCUGGGAUUUUGUCCACAAGUACAGGUAGCCCUUGGAGGUGACCUGUUGGACUCCAUGAUAGUUAGGACUUUUGGUGGUUGGUGGUUGGCAGUUGUUGCUGGCGGUCCUUGGCUAUUAGUUCCCUAAUUUGGGUUUGUUGUUUUGUCUUGUGUCUGUUACUGAUUUUGAUUCGUUGUUUUGUUCUGUUAGUUUUAUAUUUGCUAGCAUCCUUGGUUGGUGUUCGUAGGAUGCAUAGCCAGAGUAGAGAGAGUAGUGUCAUGUUGCAGGGGCCCAGGUCCCAUCAGAAGGCAGUAUUGAGGGAGCAGUAUGAGGUCCUGAGGGACAUUGGGUUUGGCCGGUUUGGCAAGAUCAAAUUAGCCCGCCAUCGCCUGACUGGGGCAGAGGUGACCAUCAAAGUCCUGCGGAAGAAAGGGCAGAACCUCCUGCUCCUCUCCGAACCAGAGAUGAUGAGGAGCCUAGAGCAUCCCAAUGUGAUCCAGUUAUUGCAGGUUGCUGAGACCAACAGAAAUAUUUACAUGGUGAUGGAACACACAGGUGGAGGUCGGCUACUGGACCACAUCCCACAGGGUGGCAUGCAGGAGGAAGAGGCCCGCAGACUUUUCCGGCAGGUAGUGAGUGCCGUGAGCUACUGCCAUGACAAGGGCAUUGUACAUCGAGACCUGAAGCCAGAGAACAUCAUGGUGGAUGCCAGGAGCCAUGCUAGACUUAUCGAUUUUGGCUUCAGUGCCAGGUUCACGCCUGGGCAGAAGCUGCGCCAGUUCUGGGGCACUCUGUCAUACUUUGCCCCCGAAAUUAUCCUGAGGCAAGAGUAUGAAGGACCCCCAGUGGACAUCUGGAGCCUGGGUGUAAUUCUGCAUUAUAUGUUGACAAGGAGGUACCCAUUUAGUGGCAACACCUCUAAGGAGAUGCUGAGUCAGAUCAAGCAGGCAACCUACCGCGACCCUCCCGAUGUUUCCUUGGCAGCACGAAUGCUCAUCCACCAAAUGCUGACCCUGGACCCCCAGAAGCGACCCACAGCCAAGCAGAUCCUUCAGCACCCAUGGAUGACAAAGGGUAAGCAGGAUUUACCCCAGGAUUAUAGUGAACCAAUCCCCUUCCGCCCAGACCCUGAAAUACUGACCACCAUGUUUGAUAUGGGUUACGAUCUGCGUAAGACCUGGGUGUCCCUGGCCAAGAGGAAGUUCAACGCGGUAAUGGCUACCUACCUUCUGCUCCAGCACCAGAAAAGCCAAGGGGCAGGCUGCAUGUUCCAGGGGAAGCCUGUGCUUCCGAGGGUGAAGCCUCGCCCACGCCCUGUGGAUCUUUCCCAUUCCCCUGUGCUCCCAAAGAGGAGCCCCAGCGAGCCUGCCCUGAGCACCUUCCCCUUGCCCUGUGAGCCUCAGCUGCCUGAGGGCUCCACACAGGCAGGGCAGAAGCACAUCAGGAGUGCCAGUGAGCCUGCUCUCCAUCUCCACUUGCAGCCAGCAGGGGCCUCCACACCUGAUGCAGGCCCUCAGCUGGACUCUGGGCAACCCCAGGCCCACAGAAGGCUCUUGAGGUGGGUUGACAGGAGGAUUGCUACCUGUAUCCAAGAACUGUGCUGUUGCUCACCAGGGGUCAGCAAUAAGUUGGCUCCCAUGUAAGAGGGCAUAAAGGUGGCAGGUUCAUUAAGUGUGGCUCCAGUGAAGGGAAGAGAUGACCCAGGCAAAACCAGGGGAUAGCCAGAGGACCCUGUGCUCUAUGGACACCUUGUAUGGGCAUCGGAUGUGUGGACUCCGAAACAAUGCAGGAGCAAGAUGUGCCAAGACCUCUGGUUUCUCUGCCCAAGGACCAAGCACCCUGCCCAAGCACCAAGCACCCUUCUGCAUCCAUCAGGACAUCGGGACUCUCCUGUGCCUCCACCUGCAGAAGACAUCAGAGACUGCUUCCCUGGGACCCUUCCUCUGCCCUAUUCCUCUGUCCUGUCUCCCAUUCCCCAGUGAUGAUUCUCACUAAAUUUCAGACAAAUUUGCUAAUAAAAAAAACUAUAAACAUUUUGAACAA
Molecule: messenger RNA, 2034 nt
Organism: Ictidomys tridecemlineatus (thirteen-lined ground squirrel)
Lineage: Eukaryota; Metazoa; Chordata; Mammalia; Rodentia; Sciuridae
Product: sperm motility kinase 2B
Biological process (GO): intracellular signal transduction; protein phosphorylation
Cellular component (GO): cytoplasm
Molecular function (GO): protein serine/threonine kinase activity; ATP binding
Source: RefSeq, a predicted model, not a curated record